UUUAUUAUUAGCGACUUGGUAACUGUGGGUGGAUAACACUACAGUCUGGCGUCCCCUGUAUACCUGCCCUCAUUUACUUCCCUUCAACAUGCCUAGGAACGAGAAAAUUGGGAUUGUGGGCAGUGGCUUCAUUGGUCGCAGCUGGGCCAUGCUCUUUGCCGGUGUUGGAUAUGAGGUCUGCAUUUAUGACAUCAAAGCAGAACAGGUGUCGGCAGCACUGGACGACAUUCUGCACCAGCUGAAGAACCUACACAAGUCAGGACUACUGCGGGGCAAAUUAUCAGUGGAGGAACAACACAAGUGCAUCAAAGGUGCUACCAGUUUGAAGGAGUGUGUGUCAGGAGCUGUAUUCAUACAGGAAGCUGUGUUUGAGGACCUGGAACUGAAGAAGAAGGUGUUCCACCAAAUUGAUGAACUGGUAGACUCCAACACCAUCAUCUCAUCCUCUACGUCCUGCAUUGUGCCGUCAAAGUUGUCAUCAGACUUGACAAACAAGACAAACUUCAUUGUAUCUCAUCCUGUGAACCCUCCAUACUAUGUGCCUAUGGUAGAAGUGGUCCCUGCUCCAUGGACCUCCGGAUGGUUUUGA
Molecule: messenger RNA, 589 nt
Organism: Homarus americanus (American lobster)
Lineage: Eukaryota; Metazoa; Arthropoda; Malacostraca; Decapoda; Nephropidae
Gene: Had1
Product: lambda-crystallin homolog
Exons: 7
Coding region: 89-589 (166 amino acids)
Biological process (GO): fatty acid metabolic process
Molecular function (GO): oxidoreductase activity, acting on the CH-OH group of donors, NAD or NADP as acceptor; NAD+ binding
Source: RefSeq, a predicted model, not a curated record